Molecule: messenger RNA, 4253 nt
Organism: Hippopotamus amphibius kiboko
Lineage: Eukaryota; Metazoa; Chordata; Mammalia; Artiodactyla; Hippopotamidae
Gene: BMP8A
Product: bone morphogenetic protein 8a
Exons: 8
Coding region: 1-1212 (403 amino acids)
Biological process (GO): SMAD protein signal transduction
Cellular component (GO): extracellular region
Molecular function (GO): cytokine activity; growth factor activity
Source: RefSeq, a predicted model, not a curated record
AUGGCCGCGCGCCCCGGCUCGCUCUGGCUGCUGGGCCUGGCGCUGUGCGCGCUGAGCGGCGGCGGCCCCGGCCCGCGCCCCGCGCCCGGCUGCCCGCAGCGCUGCCUGGGCCCGCGCGAGCGCCGCGACCUGCAGCGCGAGAUCCUGGCGGUGCUCGGGCUGCCCGGGCGGCCCCGGCCCCGCGCGCCGCCCGCCGCCGCCCGGCUGCCCGCGUCCGCGCCGCUCUUCAUGCUGGACCUGUACCGCGCCGUGGCCGGCGGCGACGACGCCGAGGACGGCGGGACCCCCGAGCGGCGCCUGGGCCGCGCCGACCUGGUCAUGAGCUUCGUCAACAUGGUGGAGCGCGACCACGCCCUGGGCCACCAGGAGCCCCACUGGAAGGAGUUCCGCUUUGACCUGACCCAGAUCCCGGCGGGGGAGGCCGUCACAGCCGCGGAGUUCCGGAUUUACAAGCUGCCCAGCACCCACCCACUCAACCAGACCCUCCACGUCAGCAUGUUCCAGGUGGUCCCAGAGCAGUCCAACAGGGAGUCUGACUUGUUCUUUUUGGAUCUUCAGACGCUCCGGUCUGGGGACGAGGGCUGGCUGGUGUUGGACGUGACAGCAGCCAGUGACCGCUGGCUCUUGAGCCGUAGCAAGGACCUGGGACUCCGCCUCUCUGUGGAAACAGAUGAUGGGCGCAGCGUGGAUCCUGGCCUGGCCGGCCUGCUGGGGCGACAGGCGCCACACUCCAGACAGCCUUUCGUGGUCACCUUUUUCAGGGCGCGCCCCGGCCCCAUCCGAGCCCCUCGGGCGGUGAGGCCCCUGAAGAGGAGGCCGCCGGAAAGAACCCACAAGCUGCCGCCCCCGAACAAGCUGCCGGGGAUCUUCGACGACGUCCAUGGCUCCCACGGCCGGCAGGUGUGCCGUCGGCACGAGCUCUAUGUCAGCUUCCAGGACCUGGGCUGGCUGGACUGGGUCAUCGCCCCCCAAGGCUACUCAGCCUAUUACUGUGACGGGGAGUGCUCCUUCCCGCUGGACUCCUGCAUGAACGCCACCAACCACGCCAUCCUGCAGUCCCUGGCGCACCUGAUGAAGCCGGACGCCGUCCCCAAGGCGUGCUGCGCGCCCACCAAGCUGAGCGCCACCUCCGUGCUCUACUACGACAGCAGCAAUAACGUCAUCCUGCGCAAGCACCGCAACAUGGUGGUCCGGGCCUGCGGCUGCCACUGAGACCCCGCCCCGCCGGCCGCGCCGCCCCCGCCGGCUCAGGACCUGUCCUUGGCCAUCCCUCACCGACUGUGUUGGACACGGGGCAGCCUGAGAGCACCUGGAGCCUGAGGCUGGCAGAUGGACUUCGCCCCACUCAGCACGUGUCUGGGUGUGGGCAGCAGGGCUCUGCCCCUUCCCAGCACAACACUGGGUGUUUCUGGGGCACAGUCAGACAAGCACAUGCUCUGGGUACGGUGUAUUCGUGGAUCCUAACUUGGCCUAUGGGCAGUUAGCACAUUAGAAAAGGAACUAUGGGUCUCUUGCUUAAGGCUGAAACGGUUGGGGACAUCUUCCCUCUCUGGACCUGCCCUCCUCCUGCCUGGGGAAGAGGUAUGACCCCCAGAGAAGCAAGGAACCUUGAGGGCUUCCAGGUCCCUCCACCUCUCCACGUGGCGCUUCGCACUGAGACAAAGUGGAGUCUUAGCAGAAGCAAGGACGUGGCUGCAGUGGAUGGCCCAGGCUGGCAGACAGCCCAGAUGCCACCCCUGCCUAUCCCCUUGCCCAUGGCCAUCAGUCCCGAACACGGGCGCUUCUUCCACUGACCCUGGACAUGGCCUCAAGGCCAUCAGCACGCAACUCCAGGCAGCCAGCAGCCAUUCAGAGUCCAGUGCACUGCUUUCCCCUCCUGCCAUGCCAAGGAGCGGUCCACUGCACCAGGCGUGGGGCGAGGGUGGGCACUUCGUCUGCUGGCAUCCAGGAGGUUAAGAGCAGGCUGGUCACCCAAGUCUGUGUCACUCUGCGUGCCCAGGAGCCCCUUCCUGUUUCUUGAGGCCUGUGAGCCAAAGAAAAGGCCCCUGUCCCAAGGGAGAGACAGACAGGUAGCAAUUAGACCGAGCUGGGUGGGGAGGUUCCCGGAAACCACUGUGCUCCUUGGAGCGGCCACUGGCAGUUGGAGUGUUUAUUUGAUUUCUGACUUGGUAAGCCUGUAAUUUACCUGGUGGAGCAGACAGAGUCCAGCUGCCUGAACCCUGAAAUACUGUGUCAUUAAAAGCAGAUCCUGGGCCCACCCCUACCCACAGGCACAGCCCAGGACGUGCAUCCCUGGAAUUCGCUCUGCGCCCUGAGGAGGGGCUCCAGGAGCACAGGUCUGGCAGCAGGGGUGGAGGCUGGAGCCUUGCUGCGGGACAGCUGCCCCUCCGCCUGGGCCUGGGAGGGACUCUGGGAGCCAGUGCACAGGAAGAUACCCUCCCCGUGAGCUUGGGGCUUUGAGCUCAGGCUGACAGUGAGUGGACCAAGUACCUGCCCAAAUGUCAGGAGACCUGUAUUCUGGCUCCAGUUCAGCCACUGACCUGCCUUAUAUCUGGGCAAAUGCCCUUCCUGAUUCAGGCUUGUGUCCCGUCUUUGACAUGAAGACAUACAUAGGACUCUCACAUCUCCAAAAGGCCCGAGAAUGCGCCUGCCACUCUGGCCCUCUCCUCUCACAGAGCCAAGACACAGCCUAAGUGUCCAGCUGUCCUAGGACUCGAAACCUGCCUGUUGCAAGGCCCUAAUUCAGAGCUCUCUCCUCCCAACUUCAAGGACAGCGGAGGCUUGGAAACCUUUGACAAAUGUCCGUUAGGUUUCUUCAGUGCCUAAGCACAUAGCCAGGCAUGGUUUGGGGCGCCAGGAAAGUUUGUGAAGUGGAUGUUUUGAAGAUGUAGCCUGCCCUGCCCAUCGGAGGUGCAGAACAUAAGGAACACACGGAUUGUGAAACGACUCCCUUUUCGUGCAAUAAAGCCAAAAGGGCAGCGUCGUGGCCUUCCUGACACUUCUAGCACCUUUAGCCAUCCAGGUGGCCACCAAAUGAAUGCAAACAGAAAAGGCUUUAGAGAAGGGAGAUAAGGACAGAAAGCUGGUGUUUAUCUGGCUGCCCUUGGCAGUCCGGGUCACAGUCAAGGCUGCACAUGAGAAGCAUAAAUAAGGGCGGUCACCUCAGGUCCACUGGCCGCACAGCACACACUGACGGGGAGGGCAGGUGCAGAGGAACAGCAGCCCCCGGGGCCACGCCGUGGGGGGCACACUGCUCUGUCUGCCUUACCCCAGUGCACGUCUUCACAACCGCAGCGUGAUCCCGGCCCAGAUGCCAGCUCACUGCGUGAAGCCCUAUUCUUGUGUGUCUCUAUGUAGGGAAGUGGGUGACAUGCGUCAAGAAAUUCCCUAUAAUUUCAUAGGACAGGAGGCUGUGACAGGAGUGGGUGGGUUCUGUAGCCAGCACACCUGCUGGCAACAAGUCCUGGCUUUGCCUCUUGUUGAUCUGACCAUGCUGUGUAUUUGGGAGCUGGCUCCUUCCUCUAUAGAACGAGCUACUGGUUCUGCCCUGGCAAGGCGAGCGUGGGGGUCGGGUCUGUCUGGAGCACUUGGCAUGGUGUCUGCACACGUGUGCUGAAUGAAUGGCAUUUUUAGUGGCCUUAUUUUAAGUGAAUUUGCAAAUUUGGGCCUCUCAUGUGUGUGCCUUCCUAUUAAAAACUGUUCCUCCCAGGAUGUGCCCUUGGAGGUGCUGCUGUAUUUAUUUCAAAGCUGUGCUUUUCCUAAAAAAUAAAAACUUGGUGAUCUCCUGGGAUGAGGUCUGGACUUGUACCCUCCCCUCCGUGUGGAGGGGUCCGGCCGGCAGGGAGCACGAGGCGGCACUGCGCCCCGCCCCUCCCACGGCCCUGCUCGUGAGGGCCCCCAGGGAAGUUUCCGGGGUUUCUCUUCUUACUGGGAAGACGUGAGCAAAUAUUUGGCCCUCUUUUUUUUUUUUUUUUUUGGCCCUCUUUUAAUAAAAACAAAAACGUUUUUCUCACUUAAAAUAUUACACGUUUGUCGGGGACACCCUUGAAAGUAAAAAACAGAAUACAGACACACAAUCUCACCACGUGGAGACAACCAUUGUUAAUAAUUCCUUCCCGUCUUCUUCCCUUGGCACAUAGCUAUCUGUCUUUUUACAGAAUAUAUGGGUAUUUUACAAAGUUAGGAUCGUGCCCUGUGCACUGCUUGGUGAUCUGAAUUAUUCAGUCAAUGACGUAUUUUGAACAUUUCUGUUA